Molecule: messenger RNA, 1347 nt
Organism: Penicillium verrucosum
Lineage: Eukaryota; Fungi; Ascomycota; Eurotiomycetes; Eurotiales; Aspergillaceae
Product: MFS general substrate transporter
Exons: 5
Coding region: 1-1347 (448 amino acids)
Biological process (GO): transmembrane transport
Cellular component (GO): membrane
Molecular function (GO): transmembrane transporter activity
Source: RefSeq, a predicted model, not a curated record
AUGGACUCCAAGAACUCUUCUGAGUUUAUUGAGAAGCUAGACACUCAAUCCCAAGGCCGUAGUGCAGAUUGGAAUGAGGCCACACGUCGAGCUGAGAGGAAGUUACGCACCAAGAUCGACCUUUAUAUCGUGCCAACAGUCGCCUUGCUCUAUCUUAUGUGCUUUAUUGAUCGGGCGAAUAUUGGUAACGCGCGUCUUGCAGGCUUUGAACAAGACCUAGACCUUCAUGGGUAUGACUACAACACAGUGUUAUCAAUCUUCUACAUCUCUUAUAUUCUCUUCGAGAUCCCAGCAACGGUUUGCUGCAAGCUGCUAGGCCCCGGUUGGUUUCUACCAUUAACAACCCUCGGCUUCGGCGUCGUCUCUGUCGCGACUGCUUUUGUGCGUACGCGCGCUCAGGCAUGUGCAGUCCGAUUUCUCCUGGGCAUAUUCGAAGCAGGCAUAAUGCCAGGCAUUGCGUACUACCUCUCGCGCUGGAUUUUUGCCGUCGAAGGCAUCAUAACUAUUAUUCUCUCACUCAUCGCCCUUUUUACCUUGACCGACCGGCCUGACUCCGCCCGCUGGCUUUCUGAAGACGAGAAGGAACUUGCUACUAAUCGCGUCAAGUCUGAGCGCAUAGCCCAGGUCGUUCUGCUUGAUAAGAUCGAUAGAAUGAAGCUGAAGCGCGGCUUUACAAACCCCAUCACAAUUGCUACAGCAUGCAUAUUCAUGCUCAACAACAUCACAGUACUCUCAAUCUCUUUCUUCCUCCCGACCAUCGUCAAGAGUAUCUACCCAGGCCGCACAGCCGUGCAACAACAACUCCUCACUGUGCCCCCAUAUAUUGUUGGUGGCUUCUUCGCUCUCUUGAUACCGGCACUAAGUUGGCGCUUCGAUCACCGGCAAUGGUUCCUCGCAAUUGCCGGUCCCGCGGCUAUGGCAGGAUUCACGAUCCUCCUGGCUACACUUGAUGCGAACGUGCGGUACGGAGCCAUCUUUCUAACGGCGAGUACGGCAUUUACGCUUGGUGCGAUGUGUAAUGCACAGGUCAGUGCAAACGUGUUGAGUGACUCGGCGAGGAGCAUUGCAAUCGGGACGAACGUCAUGUUCGGCAACAUUGGUGGCCUCGUUGCAACCUGGACAUACCUCCCUGGGGAUGCACCAAUGUACCGCAUUGGUAAUGGUGUGAACCUCGCGUGCGCCAUUCUUUGGACGAGCAUUGCUAUAAUGACUUUCUUCUGGAUGAGGUACGACAAUAAGAAGCGUGAGAAAUGUGAGGCUGGCACGCACGAGCAGCUUGCGGGGUUGGGUCAGAAGGAAGUUCAUGAUUUGGAGUGGAAGCACCCUGAUUGGCGGUGGAGACCGUGA